AUGGCCCCUGCUGGAAAGAAUUAUAUACCUCCAGGUCGCCCCGGCUCUCCUGGUCCUUUGGCUACUGAUUUCAUCCAACAACAAGUCGCGAAACAACGCAACAAUAACUACCACUCGACCUCACUCAGAAACAUGGUUGCCACAUCAGUGAAUCGUACUGCCCUCCACCCUGGUGGUGUCCAGCCUGGCAAGGGUCACACCGAGCUGGAGGAGGAGCUGCACGAGACUGCACACAUCGACUAUGACCGAGUCGCCAUUAUUGCCAAUCCCUCGGUUCCCGCUCUCUACGAAGAUGCUCUGGUCUACGAGACCGGUACUGCCAUCACCUCAAGUGGUGCCCUCAGCGCAUACUCUGGUGCAAAGACUGGUCGCUCGCCCUCCGAUAAGCGUAUUGUCCAGGAAGAAUCCUCAGAAAGUCAAGUCUGGUGGGGACCAGUCAACAAGCCCAUGACUCCUGAUGUGUGGCGCAUCAACCGUGAGCGCGCAGUAGACUACCUGAACACCCGCAACCGCAUCUAUGUCGUCGAUGGCUUUGCUGGCUGGGAUGAGCGCUACCGCAUUCGUGUGCGUGUUGUCUGUGCCCGUGCCUACCAUGCCCUGUUCAUGCGCAACAUGCUCAUCCGGCCCACGCGGGAGGAGCUCGACCACUUCCACCCCGACUAUGUCAUCUACAACGCCGGUUCGUUCCCGGCCAACCGCUUCACGGAGGGUAUGACCUCAGCCACCUCGGUGGCCAUCAACUUUGCCGAGCACGAGAUGGUGAUUCUGGGUACCGAGUACGCCGGUGAGAUGAAGAAGGGUGUCUUCACCGUCCUCUUCUACGAGAUGCCCGUCAAGCACAAUGUCUUGACCCUGCACUCUUCGGCCAACGAGGGCCAGAACGGCGAUGUGACUGUCUUCUUUGGUCUGUCGGGUACCGGCAAGACCACUCUGUCCGCCGACCCAAAGCGGGCUCUGAUUGGUGACGACGAGCACUGCUGGACUGACCGUGGUGUCUUCAACAUUGAGGGUGGCUGCUAUGCCAAGUGCAUUGGCCUCUCGGCUGAGAAGGAGCCUGAUAUUUUCAAUGCCAUCCGCUUCGGAUCCGUGCUGGAGAACGUCGUCUUCGACCCGAUCAGCCGUUCGGUCAACUACGACGACUCUACCCUCACUGAGAACACUCGCUGUGCCUACCCGAUUGAGUACAUUGAGAACGCCAAGAUCCCCUGCAAGAGCGACAACCACCCGACCAACAUCAUCUUGUUGACCUGCGACGCCCGCGGUGUGCUGCCGCCCAUCUCCAAGCUCACCACCGAGCAGACCAUGUUCCACUUCAUCUCGGGUUACACCUCGAAGAUGGCCGGUACCGAGGACGGUGUCACCGAGCCCCAGGCCACGUUCUCGUCAUGCUUCGCCCAGCCCUUCCUGGCACUGCACCCGAUGCGCUACGCCAGCAUGUUGGCCGACAAGAUCAAGGAGCACAAGGCCAACGCCUGGCUGCUCAACACCGGCUGGGUCGGCGCCGGCGCCACCACCGGUGGCAAGCGCUGCCCGCUCAAGUACACUCGUGCCAUCCUCGACGCCAUCCACAGCGGCGAGCUCGCCCAGGCCGAGUACGAGACCUACGAUGUCUUCAACCUACAUGUCCCCAAGGCCUGCCCCGGCGUUCCCGGAGAGCUCCUCAACCCCAAGAACAGCUGGACCGCCACCACUUCCUUCAAGGAUGAGGUUAGCAAACUGGGUACCCUCUUCAACGAGAACUUCAAGAAGUACUCUGACCAGGCUACGCCUGAGGUCAUUGCUGCCGGUCCCCAGCUGUAA
Penicillium alfredii is the source of this 1800-nucleotide messenger RNA. It is a transcript of the gene acuF, whose product is annotated as phosphoenolpyruvate carboxykinase PCK1. The record is from RefSeq and is a predicted model, not a curated record. The transcript has 5 exons. NCBI's taxonomy places the organism in Eukaryota, Fungi, Ascomycota, Eurotiomycetes, Eurotiales, Aspergillaceae. Gene Ontology annotation, molecular function: phosphoenolpyruvate carboxykinase (ATP) activity; ATP binding. Gene Ontology annotation, biological process: gluconeogenesis. Gene Ontology annotation, cellular component: cytosol. Bases 1 to 1800 code for a protein of 599 amino acids.